This is a messenger RNA of Trichophyton benhamiae CBS 112371, 1140 nucleotides long. RefSeq lists its product as uncharacterized. The transcript has a single exon. Bases 1 to 1140 code for a protein of 379 amino acids. NCBI's taxonomy places the organism in Eukaryota, Fungi, Ascomycota, Eurotiomycetes, Onygenales, Arthrodermataceae. The record is from RefSeq and is a predicted model, not a curated record.
AUGCACAUUCCAAAAGCAUGGAAAGCAGUCUUCAUCCUGCUCAACCAUGGCUUUAUGCUCCUCUCUCCAGCGAUUGCAGCAGGGACCAUUCCUCCAUGGGCGGCAAAAAAUAGCCUCGUCUUCCGCACAGCCGCGAAGGGUAUCCAAGAAGAACCGGCCUCCGUAAAUCCUGGACUCGUAUUGCGAGCAGCUUCACCAAACAAAAACAUGAGAAAAUGUGAUCGAUGUCGACAACGAUGCAAACCAAUGAUGAUUCAUGAUCGCAAAGAUUGCACGAAAUGCAACCGAUGCCCACCCGGUAUGCAUCCCGACCGGGCGCAGAAGAAGUGCCUCCGCGACAGCAAAGACGACAAGAAAAAGAAGUUCGAGGACAAGAAGGACAGGGAAAAGCGAGACUAUAACUUCAAGAAGAACUAUCACAAGUUCCGACCCAAGCCACUAAGGUUUCAGCGGAAAGUGAGCGUCGAGAGGAAGAAGUAUAAGGAGAUCCAGAAUAUGAAGAGAGAUGCACUCAAUCGCAUGAAAGUACGUCGCCUUGGAAAAUGCGCCCUCCUUACACCCCUAGCCAUAAGCGGAGAAGCGAUUGAGAAGUACAGCACUGGCUUUUUUGACGAAAAUUUCAUGGACAGCAUGGAGCUUCUCGAUCUCUGGCCAGAGGAAUUGAAAGAUGUUGAGCCAAAAUAUCUGGACCAGAGCGUAUUUACCGAUGAAUAUCUCGAUAAGUACGUGGACUUUGCGCAAGAACACUAUACCAAAAGGUCCACCGAUGAUGCCGCUCCAGGGGAUCAGGUGCAAGGCGAGAACGAGCAGGAGACGGGGCUCAUCAUCAGUCCAUCAUCCCGAGACCUUUCCAUUCGUUCCAUCGGAGCCGUGGAUAUUGACCGCCGAUGCCCCUGGUGUAUUUUUGUAGUCAUCGCGAGAGCCAUUGCAGCAGCGGUGGCCAGGGUUGCUGGUCGGGCUGCUGCCAGAGCUGCCAGUGCUGGUGCCAGGGUUAGCAAAAUCCUCGACAAUAUCGCAAAGAACCUCAAACUUACCAAGGGAAAAGGCUCUAAGUCUUAUCGAGAGCAAAAGGAUGCUGCAAGAGAAAUAUCAAAAAAUCGGAAUUGGAUGAGAUGCCUUCGCGGUAACAAUCCCAAAUGA